Molecule: messenger RNA, 8706 nt
Organism: Rhincodon typus (whale shark)
Lineage: Eukaryota; Metazoa; Chordata; Chondrichthyes; Orectolobiformes; Rhincodontidae
Product: E3 ubiquitin-protein ligase RNF13-like
Exons: 4
Coding region: 1-513 (170 amino acids)
Biological process (GO): protein ubiquitination; ubiquitin-dependent protein catabolic process; positive regulation of DNA-templated transcription
Cellular component (GO): cytoplasm; nucleoplasm
Molecular function (GO): zinc ion binding; ubiquitin protein ligase activity
Source: RefSeq, a predicted model, not a curated record
AUGGUUAGUAAGUUUGCAGAUGAUGACAAAUUCAACAAAGGCGAUGGAUAUGAAGUCUGUGCAAUCUGUCUGGAUGAGUAUGAGGAUGGUGACAAACUUCGAAUAUUACCCUGCUCACAUGCAUACCACUGUAAAUGUGUGGACACUUGGCUAACACAGACGAAAAAGACCUGCCCUGUUUGCAAGCAACGUGUUCUGCGUUCAACUGCCGAUUCUGAAUCGGGAUCCGAUGUGGAAGAUUACCCUGAAGGCGAUGAGCGUCAGUCGGAGCGCACUCCACUUCUCCAAGCAGGUUCGUCCUCUGCAACACAAUCAUUCGGCUCCAUAGCCAAUUCCCCCACACAGCACAGAGGGGAGCACUCAUCAGAUUCCAGUGAGGAUGGUUACAUUGCUGCCUAUGCUGAGAGAGAGGAAGUUCCAGUCCACAAGCAGGAGAAUCAAAGUCACUCUUCAAUCACUACAGGAUCUGGAUCUCAGCCUAACCUCAAUCCUGGGCAUGUUUUUAAUGUGUAGUUAGGAACCUCGGGCCUUAUUAUGUUCUUACCUGUAAAACUGUAAUCAUUGUGUAACUGCAGCUCAAAGAGGGCUUUAUUUAGAACUUUUUGGGGCAACAUUUAAAAUACAUAUUUUUUGUGUGAACGGGGAGGUUCUGCUGUUAAUGAGCAGUGAGCACAAGCUGGUUUAGUAACUGCACAUGGGCAUAUUGCUCAAUGCCAACCGAAUACAAGCAGUUUCAACUCCCUGUAACAAAUAGGCAUUCAGUAGGGGGCAGAGAAAGAAUAGCUCCAGAAUGUGAUAGAUAUCUCAUUAAAUACCACCGUGAAGAAACUCUCUCUUCCAAUUUCUGUAAAAAGUGCACGAAAUUAAAAAGCACAACUUCUGGGGCCCUUGCAGGUCGGAGGUAGACAAUCCCUCGUCUGCAGGCUAUAAUCAUCUCGAAGUGAGCUACUCUCAGUUCCUCUGUCUCUGUUCUCGCCAAUGAUAAAAGCCUGGUGUAGUGUAUAUACUUCCUAACUGUACAGUAGAGAGCUCCUGACAUAUGGAAUCAGAACACUGAAACAGGGCUAUGUGUUACUGGUACUUGCAGUUUCUCCCAAAGUCACUCUGGCCUGAUGUUGGGAGUAUGACCACAAAAAUGUUUGAAAUGUUCAUAGUUCCGUUUUUAUGCUAAAUUUUGGAAGCCUGCUAAUCAGAAUGUUCUUUCGUUACAAUUGUGUGAUUAAUUGAGCAGCCAGUUAUUGAUAAAUUGUGAUCAUGCAGAAGAAGGGCUGCUAAAGGGGGAAUGAAGCCAGAGUCAAAGACAACAGAAGUAGUGCAGUCCUAGCUGUCUGGUGUGAUCAUGAUCAUUUUCAUUUCCAGUCUUUUGGUUUAUUUUGCUGCUUGUGGCCAUUUCCUCAUUUAUAAAGAAUGAGGCAUUUACCAGUGAUGGCUGUGCAGAGAUGAUGGUCAAUGCCCAGGACCUCUGUGUUCCAGACUGCUACCUGUUGAUCUUUCACCUUGAAUUACUUUCUCACACUGACAAUAAAUGUGCUGAAGUAACAUUAGCUGACUGGAAAAUCAGUUGCAGCAACUGACUACAAUUAUGAACAUUCCAGGAAUUGGUCCUCUGGCUCAGCUGUGCGUUUUGACCCCAGUAGUAUUGUAGGGUUUCAUGAGGUGUAUUAUUUGUAUUUUGUGCGGGAAAGGAGAAACAAAUUGUGUGAUGGCAUCAAGUUUGAUUUAUUCUAGAUUUCAAUUACAUUACAAAGAACCACAAACUCUACAUAUCCUGCCAUCGGGCAUUUACAUCGUUCGCUGUAUUUGCAUGGUGUACUGUGGAUGCUGGAGACCUGAAAUAACAAAGCGCUGGAGAAACUCAGCGGCACUCGCAGCACCUGUGAAGGGAGAAACAGAGUUAACGUUUCAAGUCCAGUGUGCCAGCUGCUCAACCUGCUGAGUUUCUACAGCACUUUGUCUCCAUUUUUUGUGAAUAUGGUUCAGGACGGAGUUAGAGACAGAUAAUGCAGGCAUUGCUGGAACUUGAGGCAUAAUAUUGAGUAUGUUUUCUGUUGCACUCCUUUCAGGAGCAGCUCCAUUAGAAUUGGCUGAAAUUUGAAUGUAUUGUGAUCGGAAUGACAGUAGCUUUUAUCAAAUGCCAAACUCAGCAGGAGCAAGAAUCAAGUGUGAUAUGGAAUUGGCAGUCUUCAUAAAUGAUAUGUUCCUUGCUUAUCCAUGCUUUUCAAAAUCUGUUUAAUUACAUUUUAUAAUAAUUAAUUUUUAAGAGUUUGUAAUCAUCUAAACAAAUGUCAAAUUCAUUAGCUGCUCUGUCACACAGUGAGGGCAGCUGUCUUUAUUCCACAGCAGUCUCCACAAUGCAGACAGGUUAAUUGUGAAUCUGGGUGACCGAUAUUUAAGAGUCAUGGGCCAAGACUUCCCAAACUUCAGAUAGUUGGUGAUCAGAAACGCUCUGAAAAAUGCUGGUCAGGACCUCAGAUAUUCUGAAGAACUGAACAUGCAGUAAUUGACCAAAAAGUUUUAACUUCCAAGGGCAGUUUACCCAGCAUCUGGAUCUGUAUGACAAAGUUCCCAACUUUAAGUUCAAGCAGAAAAUUUAGAUGGUUCCAUUUCGCAGAACUCAAUAGUUAGCCAGGGAAAGUUAGAUGGUUAAAACCUGUUUAAACUCCAGGAUAACUAUGAAACUGACCACAUACCCACAAUACUUGACCACCCUGCAAUCUCACCCUAGUAUCACAUCAUACAUGUUUCUGGCACUUCAACCUAACCGGUCCAUCUGCCCCUUUAAUCACCUGGCACCCUAACCCUUCACCUACUCACUUUGCACUCCACCCACAAAUCCGACCCUCUGUACCCUCAUCUACUUACCUCCCACACUUAUCUUCACUCAGUAGCUGUGGGCUGUUUGAGUAUUUUACUUUCUGGAAUACAGCAGCAAUCAUCGUAAACAUGGGACAUAGCUUACCAGCGAACUGUCACAGAAACUGUGUCUAUGAUUUGCUGGACGGAUAGAAAAAUCCUGGGAAGGAAACUGAGCUCUUUUUAUCUGAACAGUUUGGAAAUAGGGAUUCUUGCAAACUAAUAUGUCAUUCCAGAUCAUAAGGAGGCCAGUUGGCUUGAGAGUCCAUGCUGGCUCUCUGUGGCAUGACCCAAUCAAUCCCAAUCUCCUGUUCUAUCCUCUGUCACUCUAAUUUUGUUUCUGUCAAACACCCACCCAAUCUCCAUUAAAAUCACUCAUGGACUCCACUGCCGUCAUCCUUGUCAAUGUGUUCCAGGUCAUUACCACCCUGCAUAAUAAAAAAAAAAAAAGCCCUUUCUCACCUGUAACUCUCUCCCAAGCAGUUAAAUAUGUGUCCCUUUGUCCUUGUGCCUUCAACAAAUGGGAACACCUAUUCUUUAACUGCCAUCUCAAAAAGCCAUCUCAAAACUUGUGGAACCUUGUCCACUUCUAUCAAAUCCUCCCUCAAGCUUCUUUGGUCCAAGGAGAGCAAGCCCAGCUUCUCUAGCCUAACUUUUUAUAAUGAUUCAGUGAAAUUCAGGUUUUCGUAUGCUUUGCUAUCUUCUGUCUUAAUACGUCUUUUUACCUUCAAGGUCUGUGUAUGUAAAUUCCAGGUCUGUCUGUGCACAUUCUUUAUAACUGUGCCAUUAAGUCUGUCUUGCUUCUUCCUGUCCCUUCUGCCAAAGUGCUUCACCUCACAAUUACCUAUCAAAAAUUCCACUUUCCUUUGUGUUCACAUUCUGCUGGGCUGCCCUGUUAUGGUCCUUUGGCAUCAUCAUCACUAUCUCCCAUACUUUUAGGUUUGGUAUCAUGGAAAAAUGUUGAAUUUUACUCUUUAUACACUUCACAGUUCCUGAUGGAAUACCACUGUCUACAACCCUCCAGUCAAUUACUUGAUAAUAAAACAAAGAAUUGCGGAUGCUGGAGAUCUGAAACAAAAACAUAAAUUGCUAGAGAAACUCAGCAGAUCUGACAGCAUCUGUGGGGAAAAGCAGAGUUAAUGUUUCAAAUUUGGUUCUGAUGAACAGCCACUGAACUCAAAGCAUUAACUCUGCUUUCUCCCCAUGGAUGUUGCAAGACCUGCUGAGUUUCUCUAGCAAUUUCUACUUUUGCUCCAGUCUAUUACGUAACUAAGCAUGCGCUACCUUUUUACAGGUCUGUGUUGGGGUUCCUCAAUGAACUCAUUUUUUUCAGGUGCCUCUAGAUUUUUUUACUGUGGUUAUUGUUCCUAUAAUGUCAUCGACAAUCGAUGCUAAAUUGAUUGGCCUGUAGUUGACACAAAAAUUCUUUCAUCUCUUUUUUGGGAUAAAGAUAGCACAUUCAGCGCACUCCAGUUGUCCACAAUGUUUGGCCAAAUCUGGGACAAUAUUGACAAACCUUUUCACGAGCCUCCUAUCUGCUCUGAGCAUGUUCCAGGGAAUCCUGUCUAUCAGUUCUUACCUCAUCUAUUACAUCUGUCAUCUUCGCUUCUACCAAUAUUUGUCAGUUUCCUCUUGGUAAGCAGAGGUACAAAUUACUCAUUAAAUAUUAUAACCUGCAUCUUUGCCUAUAUCACCCUCUUUGGUCCUAUUAAGGACAGUGUUCCCCAAAGAUCUGAUCAUGGCGAUCAGCAUGCUGAUACUAUAUGCAGCAUUGAAUUCUGGUUCUGGAUGUUGCUGCCACACACAGCUUAGAGGUUUCUGAAGGAGAAAAAUUAGCAGGAAUCCUGAAUAGGACCCACCUCACUCUUUACUAUCUGUUUCCUGUUUAUGUGCCAGUAGAUUUUUAUGUCCCUUUCAUCUGACUGCUGAUCUAAUCUCAUAAAUUCUUAGUGGUACUUUCCUCUGUUUUCCCCCUCAACUUUUUGCAUUUGGCCUGGUUCUUGCUUGAAGAAUUAUUUGAUGUGCAACAUGCAUUUUAUUUUUUGUUUUGUUGUAUUCUCUAUCUUCCAUGUCCUCCAAGGAAUUCUGGCUUGGUUCUCUUCUUUUAUGCCUUUAUCGGAAUGUAUUUGAAAGUUCUUACCUGUAAAACAUUUUUUUCUGUCAACUCAUUGGAUCAUUGAAAGUCCCACAAUAUUAGCACUCUAUGGCUUUUUCACAUCGCUGUGAUUUUCCUGCAGAUUCAUUCCUUUUUCUCCCUCACACUCUCAUUAGCAAAAUUUUUCCCUUUUACUUCUCCAGUGGCUUAUGUCUUUGCCCUUUUUAAAACCAGUUCCCCUUCUCCUUCUCUGUCUUUUCUGAUCACUUUGUAUGUUUGAAUGUUAAGUACCAUUAUUAAAGCCAUGUUUCUGUUAUUAUUCCCCACAAAGCUAUUUUUGCAUACAGCCCACCUUAUUCAGCACACUUUAUGGUUAUAUAGGUGCAUAUAUAUAGGAUUAUUUUUAUAUGGAAAUGAGCUGAUUAAUUGAUUUGCUGUUUAACAUAACAGUAAUAAAUAGGUUAAACUUUCUUUAUCUACAAUGAUAGAAUGAUUCAGCAGCCAAUCACAAACAAAAACAGACGUGCUGGGAAAACUCAACAGGUCAUUGUGAGGAAGGGUCUCCAGACCUGAGAGAUUAACUCUGAUUUCUCUUCACAGAUGCUACCAGACCUGCUGAGCUUUUCCAGUAACUUCUGUUUUUUGUUUCUGAUUUACAGCAUCCACUGUUCUUUCAGUUUUAGUUGAACCAUUCUACCACUUGGCCUUAAUCUUGUUACAAACCUCAGCUAAACCAGUACCUAAUGUGUAAAAUACAGGUAUUUUUGGCAGAAGUGGGUUCCCAUUGUAAAUGGCAUUUAUAACACUAGAAAUUGGACAAAAUGCUGAGCAUUAUCGCCACCAAGAUUAAUACUAACACCCCAGAUUUCCAUGUCAAACAGCAAACUACCAACUUAUAUUUGAAGCAAAUGCCUUUUCUUCCCCAUCCCAUUGCUGCCAACUCUGAAUAAAAUUAACAAAUUUCAAAACGCUGAUAUUUUGAAAUCUACAAUUUUGUUUGCUACUUAUAAAUGCGAUUUACUGAAUACCUGGCGAACACGCUCGUUAGCUGUGUAAAAGUCAAGUUCAUGCCCUUACAGAACAGAACCCUCAACUUGAAGAAUUAGCAACAUGUGAAAAUGAUCAUAAGAAGCAACCACUUGUUACAUCAAGCUUACAACAAUGUGAAUUUAUAAAAAAAACCUCUUUGACAUUGUGAAACAUUCCAAGUGUUAACUUGAUAAUUCCCAGAUAAGUAUAAUGUGGCAGCUGCAUAACAACCCAAGGCCAAAGCAGAGAAUGUUCGUCUGAUUUUAAAACGCCCACAUGUCCUGAUGGAGGGACUUAUAAAAUUAAAACUUCUUUUCAAAGUUACAAGUAAGUAUCUUUACCGUUCUUGUGCUGUGUUCAAAGCCUCUGUUUAGACACUUAUUAGUAGUAUUGCUAUCUUUUCUGAUAUUUUAUAUGUGUCUGUGUAAAAAUGCUUGAGGUUUUAGCCACUGCAUUCACUGUCUCAGCUCUCCCUUACUUUCCUGUUUUUGAGAGAUUUUUAGCAGCUCGAGCCCAAGCAGAAUGCCUUCUUGGUUAGCAACAUGGAGAACAAUGGGCCUGAAUUGGCAAAAAAUGGAGGGUAGCAAGAGAAAUAGAUUUAAUAGAUAUAAGGUAUCUAUUUCUUUGAGUAGAGUUUAUUUUUUAUUCAAUCCUGGGUGUCUAUUAAGUGGCAUGCCAAUGUUUUAUGAUCUCUGCUGAUGUUAUUACUAGACACGUAAUGUCCCAGAUUGAAAUCUGUUUCAUAGAUCUUAUUUUGGUUUCCUUUUAAUGUGGCCUGUCACUGAAACAUAACCAGACAAUGUUGCCAAUUUAGUUUUAACAAUAAAAAAGUUUGUUUAGCAAAAUAAAUGAAGAUAAAAUAGAUUAAGCCAAUUGUUUAAAUACAACACGCUUCAGGGUUUUGAAACAUGAUAAAAUAAUACCCCAUUAAUCCUAAAAACACUCCAUUACAGAUUCCAAAAACACCAGUGGACAGUCAGUCAUUAAACAUUUCCAAACACACUGAAAAUCCAUAUGCUUCUAGUUCAAAAUUCAAAGAUCCAAACCUUAAAAACAAGAUAUUAAAAAUGUAUACAAGUCUCAUACUGUAUAACACAGUGUCUUUCUGUUUAUAUUUCUCUAUGCCUAGUUGUAUGUCUCCACCUGUGUAUGUAUCUCUCUGACCUUGAGAGGGGGUCAGAAAUACACAUUUAAUUCCUGAAAUGCACAUCCCCAAUUCACCUAACAAGUAUUUUUGAAUGUGUAGCUAAACUCCCUUGACAUAAUGUGGAGGUGCCGGUGUUGGACUGGGGCGGACAAGGUCAGAAAUUGCAUGACACCAGGUUAUAGUCCAACAGGUUUAUUUGAAUCACAAGCUUUGUGUUUUGAGGUGAUCUCACCUGAUGAAGGAGCAGCACUCUGAAAGCUUGUGAUUUCGAAUAAACCUGUUGGACUAUAACCUCGUGUCAUGUGACUUCUGACCUAGUCCCUUGACAUAAGUUGUAACGCAGUUGGGUCAUGAUAAUUCAAAUCCCACCCUGAUGCCCCUAGAAUUCCACAGUACCAAAAAUAUAAAUGUUUUAUUCAAUGAGCAAAAUGGUCAGUUUGUUUCUCUUUUAUUACUGUUAUAAGUGCAAGAGACUUUCAUUCGGUUUCUUUAAUGAACCAACAAUAUUUAUCAACAAACUUAUUCUUUAAACAAGUUGGAAUUAAACUAUCUCCCCUUAAUCACAAUGCACACUCACACAAUCAUACAACAGUCAAGCCAAUUCUGCAGAAAUGGCACAGAUUUGACGAAAAAAAAGGCAAAUGGGAAAAACACUCCAGUGGGUCUGGACUCCGGAUAAAUAAAAGGAAAAACUCAUGAUCAAGUGGAUAUCCUAUUGUCAAGAUUACAGUGCUGACCAUGGGAGAAUCAAUGAGAUCUUCAAAUCAGACCAGUUCAAGUGAGAGUCCAUUGGAGUUCAGUCUUAGAAUAGAGUUAACAGUUCAGCUUUCUGAGUCAAGAGGCAGUUAAAGACAUGGAUUUCUAGAACUUCCUCAGAUUCCCAGAAGAUACUUUACUGGGAGACCAGUCUGUGCCCCUUGCCUUGUAAAGUUUGCUCUUUUUUGGGAGAGAAAGAUCUUUAGUUUUGGUGCCAGCUUCUUGGAAGUUUUUUUUUUCUUCAACUUACAUACCUAAGUGUGUACAGAAAUAGCAACUUUAGUUCAGAGGCUGAUGCAAGGCAAUCUUCACUACAGGGUUUUCCAUCAGUUUGGUAGUUACCAUUAUAAAAUCCAUACUUCAUCUAUCUCUUAAAAAGUUUUACCUUGCAUUCUUUCCAUAAAGUCAGUUAUCUUUUUGCAACAAUACAUGAACUACAACCCUCUACAACUUCUGAAUAUUCAGUCAUUCCUGCUGAACAUGCCUCCCAGAAAUAAUAUGCAUAAAAUUCUUUUUGAAUCCAGAGUGCCCAGUAAGUUUCAUAUUCCAUAUCUUCAUAGUCCUUUAUAAUGAAUACAAUUCCCAAAAAGGAGAACAAAAACCCGGUGUUCUCUGAUUUGUUUUUAUUCAUUGCUGCCAUACCCCAAAAGUUAGAAGUCUAUGUGUUUCUCCUUUUUAACAUAGUCCCUGCUGAGUAAUUCAACAACAUGUACAGUUUAAAGUAUUUUGUGGAUAGUUCAAUGUUUUAAUCAUGUAAUUUUUAGUUAUAUUUUCAUUUCAGUUGUAAACCCCAAAGGUAGCCUUUCCAUUAAACACUGGACAUUUA